This is a messenger RNA of Betta splendens (Siamese fighting fish), 2842 nucleotides long. RefSeq names its product lysophospholipase 2 (gene lypla2). Bases 105 to 797 code for a protein of 230 amino acids. The record is from RefSeq and is a predicted model, not a curated record. Lineage: Eukaryota; Metazoa; Chordata; Actinopteri; Anabantiformes; Osphronemidae. Gene Ontology annotation, cellular component: cytoplasm. Gene Ontology annotation, biological process: protein depalmitoylation. The transcript has 10 exons. Gene Ontology annotation, molecular function: palmitoyl-(protein) hydrolase activity; carboxylic ester hydrolase activity.
AUGUUGCUACGCGAUGACGUCAUCACGCGCUGUCCCCGCCCCGUCCUUCUGUCUGGCCAGGACCGGAAGUUCCGUUCCGUCGUGAACUGGGACAGCAAACGUGUAUGUGUGGUAACAACAUGUCUGUGCCGCUGCUCGCCGAGGCCGUGACGGUGUCCGCGUUGGAGAAGGAGACCGCGGCGGUGAUCUUCCUCCAUGGCUUAGGGGACUCUGGGCAUGGGUGGGCCGACUCCUUGAGAGGGAUCCAGCUGCCUCACGUUAAGUUCAUCUGUCCCCAUGCGCCCGCUAUUCCUGUCACUCUCAACAUGAAGUCGAUGAUGCCCGCGUGGUUUGACCUCAUGGGUCUCAGCCCCGACUCCCCGGAAGACGAAUCUGGAAUCAAGAAGGCAGCAGAGAGCAUCAAGGCCAUAAUCGAACAUGAAGCCAAAAACGGGAUUCCACCCCACCGCAUCAUACUCGGCGGCUUUUCUCAGGGUGGGGCCCUGUCGCUGUAUACUGCCCUGACCUGCGAGUAUCAGGUAGCUGGCGUUGUGGCCCUCAGCUGCUGGCUUCCACUUCACCAGAGUUUCCCAUCGGCAUCAAGUGGCAACAAGAACAUCCCAAUCCUGCAGUGCCACGGCGAGACGGACUUCAUGAUCCCUGUGCAGUUUGGUGCCAUGACAGCUGAAAAACUUAAGAACAUAGUUAAUCCACAUAUGAUCACCUUCAAAACCUACCCAGGGCUCACUCACAGCUCCUGCCCUCAGGAGAUGGCAGCUGUAAAGGAAUUUAUUGAGAAGUAUUUGCCCCGAAUCUGACCUCACCUCAUCCUCACUGUGACCCCCUGAGACACUGACCACUCACCCCUGAUCUGCCAUUCUCCCACAGGAAAGAGCCAUGAGCACCCGCCCCCUCCACACACACCCGCAAGACAUCAUGCGUGAACACACACACACACACACACACACACACACACACACACACACACACACACACACACACACACACACACAUUUAGUAACGAUUUGAUCCUCUCUAAUGAAAACAUUUGCUUCUCAUGCAGUCCAGUCACACAACUGUAUUUGGUUUUCCUAUCUAAAGCCUGACAAGUAAAUAACAAGUCUUAGCCUUCGGAGGGAGAAAAAACAACUCACACAUUCCCUUUGCUUUUAUUUCAGCAAGCUUUUUCUGUUGUCUCCAUCUAAACCCCAGUUCUUAUCCUCUUUUGCUUGAUUGAGCUUCAUUUGGCCUUUUUUAAUUAUCUGACAUUGAUUAGCGAACUAACCACAAGCAUGAGCCGGUCAAGUAGCUUAACACCUACAUGAUACUGUGACCCAGGUAUAGCCUACUGUCUGUUAUAGUGACAUAAUAGAAGAGGCAGGAGAAUUGAACAAGACACAAUUUGAGAGAAUAUAGUUGUAGUAAUAGUAUAAGGUUACUCAAACUGUAGGGAAGAAGGGCUGUCGAUUGGUAUUUUGAGGCCAGUGCCAGCGAUUAAUAACAAUUAAAAGAAUAAUGGGAUAAUUUGCAUAUUUGCUGACUGCUGUUGUUGACCCACUCACCACGCUUGCUUCCACAGUUUGUUUACAACCACACCUGCCCUAUUCCCUCCUUGCUUUUUGCCACAUCACGUGAUGUGUCCUGUAUAGUUCCAGCUUGACAGCAGCUUCCAGCGGUUAACACCGGAGCAUCUGCUUUAUCUCACAUCCAUCCGUGCCACUGCCUCCCACCCCCAAAAUAAAGCUCUGCAGCUUGUCCAGGUUGUCACAUCACCUUUUGGAUUGAUUGUUAUAAAGUAUUCUGAAAUAAAAGGAAAACUUACCAAUUGAUACUUUGGCCACCCUGUGCUGUUUAUUCCAAAGCUUUCUCAUCUGGUUGUUAAUGGUCUUGUUCUGUGAUUUACAAUUUUUUACAUGAGCAUAUAUGUGUGCUGCAUGAAAUGAUGCGUGGUUGCAUCACACUACACACCAUGAGUUGCUUCACUUUCUCAUAAAGGUUUUAUGAUUUGGGGAGCAUCGACUUCAUAAACAACCACCUCUCCAUUAUUUCAUUGAUUUACACUAGUUAAAAAAUGGCUUCUUUUAUAGUUUUUGAAACAUCACAAAAAUAGUCUUGUUAAAGUGAAAUCUUAUUCAAAUUUCAAGACAAUUUAUUCCCAAGAAAACAUUCCCAUCCCACCUCCCUCCCUUGGCAACUUGUUGUAAGGUCAGAUUCAGAGCUAAACCAAACACUAUCAUGGCUAUACAACUGGAGGCUUUAGCAAGAAGCUGUUCCAACAUAACUUGGGUGAUUCCACAAAUUAAAUUACUAUAAAUUACUCUUCAACAACUAAUCCUUGGACAAUGCAGUGUAACUCCGAGGAGUUGUGUGUGCUUCGAAAUAUAUCAGGUGUUCUGGAUUUUCCUUUUGUGAUUGUUAAUUUUGUUCUUACUUGUUGUGUACUGUUGUUUUCGAACCUCCUUUUAAGACAAAACAGUGGAAAGGAGCAAAGACAUCUGUGUUGAUUGUUCACAAAUCAGUGAAUGUCUCUCUCUUAACCCUAAAUCUCUUAUGCACCCCUUUUUUCUUUUGUAUUUAGUCUAUUUUUUCUUCUCCUUGACAACUUUUUUUAAUCCUAUAUUUCCCCAUGCGUGACAAUGUUGCACUGUCUUGUGUGUUUUCACAUGGGUUUUUUGUUUUCAUCGGUUAAACAUUUUAAAUGUGUUCUUUGUUUAUUGGAGUUAUGGUUUGUUAUUGUAUUGUCAUCUCAUUCUGUUUUUGUGUUUGUUUAUAAUGAUGAGCAUUAAAAUAACAUGUUGAGGUGGUAAUGUUUUUUGUUUCCAAAACACUUGUAUGCAGAAAAAUAAACGGCAAAAGAAGUCCA